UCUCCCUCUUCUAUAAAGAAAUUUGUAAACAAUACCAACAUCUCUAUAAAGAAAUUUGUUCCCUUUUUAAACAAACCCACACAAAGAAAGAGUUCACCCACAAUACCAAAGCUUCAUCCAUGGCGGAGAACGGUGAAGAGAAGCUCAUUCAGAUGGCUCGUCAUAUCGCCAAGACUCUCGGUCAUACUGACACUAUGGCCGACGAUAUUCUUCAGAUUUUCUCCAAUUUCGAUGGCAGGUUUCGUGAAAAGCUGGUUGAGAAGUUGAGUGAUGAAGACCCAAGAUCUCUGGAACAGAAUCUCAAGGCUCUCGACCGUCGAAUCUCUCCUUACGUGUCUGCUGACCAUCCGAUCUGGUCUGACUCCGCCGACGCUUCUUCUUUCCUCGACGCCGUCGACGAGUUGGUGUCGGCCAUCCGAGAAUGGACCCCCAUGGCCGGAGAUAAACCCGUCGCCGCCUGUCUCCACCGCGCCGACGAUUUGCUCCAGCAAUCGAUGUUCCGGCUGGAGGACGAGUUCAGGCUGUUGAUGGACCGAGGCUGCGAGUCCUUCGAUCUGACUCGGUUCCAGAACGGUGAGUCGGCUGCGAAUUACGCGUUCGAAUCGGAGGACGAUGAAGAAGACGAGGACGGUGAAAUGAUCGGCGAGGAAAAUCAGAUCCCGGUGUACUGCUGUGAACCUGUUUACACGGUGGAAAUGUGUAUGACUGGUUUGGAUGAAGUCACUAGUGGAGCAGACGUGUUUGCUUGGUGUGAAGGGCUAUUGCCUCGAAGAUGUGCUACGUACAGUAGUUGUAGAAGAGAGUUUCUCGAGGAGAGCUUGUCGAGGCUAGGGUUACAGAAACUGAGCAUCGAAGAGGUUCAUAAGAUGCCUUGGUCUGAUCUCGAAGACGAGAUCGAUCGAUGGACCAAGGCCGCCAACGUAGCCCUAAGGAUCCUCUUCCCCAGCGAGCGCCGCCUCUGCGAUCGCGUCUUCUUCGGCUUCUCCUCCGCUGCGGAUCUCUCUUUCAUGGAGGUCUGUAGGGGAUCGAUGAUCCAGCUCUUGAGUUUCGCUGAUGCGAUCGCGAUUGGAAGCAGAGCUCCGGAGCGAUUGUUUAAAGUUCUCGAUGUAUUCGAAACGCUUCGCGAUCUAAUGCCUGAAUUCGAAGCUGUGUUCUCCGAUCAGUAUUGUGUGUUCCUCAGAAACGAAGCGAUUACGAUCUGGAAAAGAUUGGGAGAAUCAAUUAAGGGGAUAUUCAUGGAAUUAGAGAACUUAAUCCGCCGAGAUCCGGCCAAAUCGGCGGUUCCCGGCGGCGGACUCCACCCGAUCACUCGAUACGUGAUGAACUACCUCCGGGCAGCCUGCCGGUCACGGCAAACCCUAGAACAAGUCUUUGAGGAAAUCAUGGCUCCGCCCAGUGGCGGUGAUCGAUCAUUGCCUUCGUCUCCUUUAUCGGUUCAAAUGGCUUGGAUUAUGGAGCUAUUAGAGAGUAAUUUAGAGUCUAAGUCGAAGAUUUACAGGGAUGUUGCUUUGAGUUCUGUUUUUUUGAUGAACAAUGGAAGAUACAUUGUUCAAAAGGUUGAAGACAAUGAAUUGGGUUCUCUGUUAGGCGACGAUUGGAUCCGAAAACGCAAGGUUAAGGUCAAGCAACAUCAUGGGAGUUACCACAGAAGUUCAUGGAAUAAGGUUGUAGCAGUGUUGAAACUUGAUAACAACUAUUUGGCCUCUAAUGGUGCAUCAAAAGCUUUGAAAGAUAAGCUCAAAUCAUUCAACACGUACUUUGAUGAAACAUGUAAAACUCAGUCCAAUUGGGUCAUCUUCGAUGAGCAGCUCAGGGAGGAGAUGAAGAUUUCGAUUGUGGAAAAUUUGUUACCGGCAUAUCGGAGCUUCUUGGGAAAGUUCCAUAAUCUUCAGGACAUCGGGAAGCACGAGAAGCACAUUAGGUACAGCGUGGAGGAGCUUCAGGCUCGGAUUGAUGAGCUGUUUCAAGGAAGCGCUGGAUCGGCUGGUGGCAGCAGAAAGUGAAAGGUGAAGCAAGUAAGCUUUGCUGAUUUGGUUGUGGUGUUGUAUCAUGUCAUGUAUGCUUCUUGUUGGAGCCUGUAGAAGCAAGCUCUGUUGUAUGUAAAUUGUAGUGUUUUUGUUUCCUUGCCCUCUGUAGUCAUUAUUAAUCUAUGUUAAGCACACAAUUAAUCAACGAAAAAAUGCUACUUAAUUAUGAAUUUUAGCUUUUUUUUGAA
Molecule: messenger RNA, 2215 nt
Organism: Camellia sinensis
Lineage: Eukaryota; Viridiplantae; Streptophyta; Magnoliopsida; Ericales; Theaceae
Product: exocyst complex component EXO70B1-like
Biological process (GO): exocytosis
Cellular component (GO): exocyst
Molecular function (GO): phosphatidylinositol-4,5-bisphosphate binding
Source: RefSeq, a predicted model, not a curated record